Charadrius vociferus (killdeer) is the source of this 1203-nucleotide messenger RNA. RefSeq names its product mitochondrial E3 ubiquitin protein ligase 1 (gene MUL1). NCBI's taxonomy places the organism in Eukaryota, Metazoa, Chordata, Aves, Charadriiformes, Charadriidae. The transcript is spliced from 4 exons. Gene Ontology annotation, biological process: organelle organization; protein ubiquitination. The coding region runs from base 1 to 1203 and encodes 400 amino acids. Gene Ontology annotation, cellular component: mitochondrion. The record is from RefSeq and is a predicted model, not a curated record. Gene Ontology annotation, molecular function: ubiquitin-protein transferase activity.
AUGAACCCUGUACAAUCAAACAAAGAGUCCUUACCUCUGUCGGGCGCCCGCCGGCCGGGCCACGCGUACCUCCUGCACCGUAUCACCUACUGCGCUGCCGACCGCCGGCACCCCAAGGUCUUCGCCUGGGUUUACCGGCACCAGGUGAAAAACAAGGCGGUGGUGCUGCGCUUGCCACGCCGCCUGGUGUCCAAAGCCGACAAGGCGCGCGCCAUGGCCCUGCUCCUCUACCAGACCUCCGCCUCCGCCUUCAACGAGUUCAAACGCCUCAAAAGGCAGAACGAUUUCCGUCACGUCCAGCAGCAGCUCCUGGGCGACGCCAUCGUCCCUUUGGUGCCCCUCCGCACUGCCUGCGUGGUGCGGUCCGUUAAGGAGACCCUGAGCAGCCAGUUUGUGGAGAACUGCAAGGGCGUCGUUCAGCGGCUGACGCUGCAGGAGCACAAGAUGGUGUGGAACCGAACAACCCACCUCUGGAAUGACUACGAGAAGAUCAUCCACCAGAGAACCAAUACCACCCCCUUCGACCUGGUCCCUCAGGAGGAUGGUGCCGGCGUCACUGUCAGGGUGAUGAAGCCGCUGGAUGCCGCCGAGCUCAGCCUGGAGACAGUGUACGAGAAAUUUCACCCCUCUGUCCAGUCCUUCACCGACGUCAUCGGCCACUACAUCAGCGGCGAGCGCCCGAAGGGCAUUCAGGAGACGGAGCAGAUGCUGAAGGUGGGCACAGCGCUGACGGGGGUGGGAGAGCUGGUCCUGGAUAACGCCACGAUCAAGCUGCAGCCCCCGAAGCAGGGCAUGCCCUACUACCUGAGCGCCGUGGAUUUCGACUCCUUGCUGCAGAAACAAGAAUCGAACGUCCGGUUCUGGAAAAUCCUAACCGUCAUUUUCGGUUUUGCCACCUGCGCCGUCCUCUUCUUCAUCCUACGGAAGCAAUACCGGCAUCACCAAGAGAGACGGCACCUCAAGCAAAUGCAGGAUGAAUUCCGGCAGGCCCAGGAGCGCCUGAUGCGCGAAAUGAAUGCGGAGGGCGGAGAGACGCUCAAAAACGCUUGCGUCAUCUGUUUAAGCAACACCAAAUCCUGCGUCUUCCUGGAGUGCGGGCAUGUUUGCUCUUGCACCGAGUGCUACCAGGCUCUCCCUGAGCCCAAAAGGUGCCCGAUCUGCCGACAAGCCAUCUCCAGGGUGGUGCCCUUAUACAACAGUUAA